Ceraceosorus bombacis is the source of this 224-nucleotide messenger RNA. NCBI's taxonomy places the organism in Eukaryota, Fungi, Basidiomycota, Exobasidiomycetes, Ceraceosorales, Ceraceosoraceae. The record is from the annotation of a GenBank genome assembly.
AUGAUUGAACGCAGCAGGGGUGGCGCCAAACCAGUCAGCAGAGUCGUGCUGCGUGUGCAGCACCACAUGCGCUCACACUGGAGCAGCAGUAUGCUCCUGCUGCACAACAGGUGCAGGCAUGCAGCAACAGAACCAUGGCAGCCGGCAAAACGGAGCAAAGCUCGAUGCAAGCCUUGGCCUCCGUAGCACACUUCGAUGAAUCCAACGACCCAAAUUCAAUUUAA